AUGAGUAAGAAACGUGAAGUAUUCAUCAUCGACGAUGGACCUACUCAUCUCGUCACGAACAAGUUUCCUGAUCAGGCGGUACCGACAACAGUGAUGAGUAAAUUUGUUUCAGUAGAGUGUACGAGUAGUCCAAUUGUCGACGUACUAGCUUCAGCAGCUAUAAGUCAUCCUAAACCACCAUCAAACUUUAAAGUGGGCAUCGAUCGUAUGAAGAAAUCUAUAGCAGUACAGUGUGACAGACGCACAAACUUAUCGAAAGAUAAAAGAAAAAACAGAUUCGCUGAAUCACCAAGUGACGAAGAAAAAAAACAAGAUGGCGCAAAAAGUGGAAGUGAAAAAGGGAUCACGCUGCUGGAGCAAAUUAUUCGCACACAUCCCAUUUGGUAUUUGCAGCAUAUUGGACGUUCCGCUGCCACCCAUUUGCUUCGCCCAAUGAAGGAAGGGGCCUUUAUUGUACGGUCAUCGUCAAAACCUAAUGCAAUGGCCUUAAGUAUUCGUUCACCUCCUGGCUUAGCAUCUGAUAUUGACCAUUACCUCAUCGAGUCAGCCGGUCCGGAUAGAAGCGUACGUGUAGAAUCGUCGCCUUAUUAUUUUAAAUCACUUCCUUUAUUAAUUGAACAUUACUGUUUGAACGGUGAAGAACUUCAAACGAAUCUUGUCUUACCGAUUGCAGUUACACGCUGUUGUACGAGCAUGCAAUUACAGAGUCUGGCACUGAUGGGUCAAGGUUAG
Molecule: messenger RNA, 732 nt
Organism: Loa loa (African eye worm)
Lineage: Eukaryota; Metazoa; Nematoda; Chromadorea; Rhabditida; Onchocercidae
Product: SH2 domain-containing protein
Exons: 6
Coding region: 1-732 (243 amino acids)
Source: RefSeq, a predicted model, not a curated record